Messenger RNA from Chinchilla lanigera (long-tailed chinchilla), 1559 nucleotides. It is a transcript of the gene Znf514, whose product is annotated as zinc finger protein 514. Lineage: Eukaryota; Metazoa; Chordata; Mammalia; Rodentia; Chinchillidae. The record is from RefSeq and is a predicted model, not a curated record. Gene Ontology annotation, molecular function: DNA-binding transcription factor activity, RNA polymerase II-specific; RNA polymerase II cis-regulatory region sequence-specific DNA binding. Gene Ontology annotation, biological process: regulation of transcription by RNA polymerase II.
AUGCCCUAUGACAUCCAGGCGGCCCAGGCUGCGCCGCGUUCCCUGAACCCUCUAGAGGACCGCGGGGCUGCGUCCGGAAGGCAGAUAUUUGGACCUAGAGAGAGGACGCCUUCCCUUAGCCCUAGCUAUGCCGUCCAAAGCAUCAUCAGGUUUGGUGCAGAGGACCUGAUAACCUUUGAGGAUGUGGCUGUGGAAUUCACCCAGUAGGAGUGGGGACAGCUGGCCCCUGCACAGAAGGACCUAUAGAGGGAGGUGUUGCUGGAGAACAUUGGGAACCUGGCCUCCUUGGGCCUUCCAGUAUCCAAAUGGUACGUGAUCUGGCAGUGGGAGGAUAAGGAAGAGCCCUGCGGGUCAGAGAGAGAAAUUUCAACGGGAGUGCACCCAGACUGGAAAAGGACUAAAGCCAAGGGAUCAUUGUCAAGUCAGAGAAUUUUCAAAGAAUUAUUCCAGAAAGCAUCAGUGGAAAAACACAUUCAAGAUGUCCUGUGGUCCUCUAAACUGAAGACAACCUGUGGUUGUGAUGACCCUAGGUCAGAGAGGCAACAGAUAAUACCAGGACAUUGGAAAAAAAUCUCACCCACUCACAAAUUCACCACCAGGAAAGAUCAUGAAUGCAGUGAAUUUGGGAGUUUAUGCUGCAGACCAGGCCUUAAGACUAAACUUAACCAACACAGUAUUCCCACAGGAGUUCUAUAAACAGAAUUCAAACAAAUUUCAGAUAGAAGUAACUCUCAGAGAACCCAACCAGGAAAGAAAUCUUAUACAUGUAAUGAUUGUGGGAAGCCCUUCCAUUUCCAGUCAGAACUAAGGCACCAUCAGAGAUGUCACACUGGAGAGAAGCCCUAUAAAUGCACUGAAUGUGGGAGAGCCUUUGGCCAUAUUUCAUGCCUUCUUAAACAUCAGAGAACUCACACUGGAGAAAAGCCUUAUGAGUGUAGUGAAUGUGGGAGAGCAUUCAGCCAGAGUUCAUCUCUUGUUCUACAUUAUAGAUUCCAUACUGGAGAGAAACCCUACAAAUGUAAGGGAUGUGGAUGUACCUUUGGUCAUACUUAAUCCCUUAUUAAACACCAGAGAACUCAUACUGGAGAAAAGCCCUAUGAAUGUAGGGAAUGUGGGAGAACCUCCAGCCAGAGUUCAUCUCUCAUUGUACAUUGCAGAUGUCAUACUGGAGAGAAACCCUACAAAUGUAAUAAACAUGGGAGAGCUUUCAGUCAGAGUUCAUCUCUCACUCAACAUUAUAGGUUUCACACAGGAGAGAAACACUACAAAUGUAAUGAAUGUGGAAGGGCCUUUGCUCAUACUGCAUCCCUUAUUAAACAUCAAAAAAUUCAUGUUGGGAAAAAAAGCCUAUGAGUUCAGCAGAUAUAGGAAAUCUUUCAGCUGGAGUACACACAACAUCAAACUUCAAAGAUUUAUCCUGGAGAGAGAACCUGAAAGUGUACCAUAUAUGGGAAGACUUUUGAUAGAAAGAAGCAUCUCAUUUAAUGCCAGAUAAUAAAGAGAUAACCUUUUAGCCACACCCCUUUUCAUACUAAACACUGGAGAAUUCAUACCAGUGA